Kockovaella imperatae is the source of this 1671-nucleotide messenger RNA. RefSeq names its product PCI domain-domain-containing protein. Bases 43 to 1593 code for a protein of 516 amino acids. Gene Ontology annotation, cellular component: nuclear proteasome complex; cytoplasm; proteasome regulatory particle, lid subcomplex. The transcript has 11 exons. The record is from RefSeq and is a predicted model, not a curated record. NCBI's taxonomy places the organism in Eukaryota, Fungi, Basidiomycota, Tremellomycetes, Tremellales, Cuniculitremaceae.
CGCAUCAUACAUAUCAUCUCCAGGCAGGGCCGCGUCUUCGAAAUGUCGCUGAACGCUCAACGAAAGCAGGAGAAGGAUUACACGGAAGACGUCAAGAGUCUGGUGCCAAUAGCCGAGGACUUAGCCAAGUCUGGAAAGUUGCAGGAUGCAAUCGAUCAGAUCACAGCGCUGGAGAAGCAGACGCGAAAUGCCGCGGACAUGUCUUCCACUGCGACUCUGCUCGUCUUGAUCGCUCGACUGUCUUAUCAAGCGGGUUCACUCGAUACGCUCAAUACUCAGCUCACUGUCAUGUCAAAGAAGCAUGGUCAGCUGAAAGAGGCCGUAGUGAGAAUGGUGGAUGAGGCUAUGAAGUGGUUGCCGGAAUUGAAAGCGAAGAAAGAUGCUGGAGAGUAUAAGGCCGGCAAGGAUAGAUGGUUGGAACUCCUCGACACCCUGAGGGACAUUACCGAGGGCAAGAUCUACCUUGAAUUGGCUCGAGCACGAUUGACAGCCAUGUUGGCGAGUUACCAUGAAUUCCUCGCCGCCUCUGCUCCAGAAGCAUCCAGCUCCAAAACUCCAUCCUCAUCCACCUCUUACGAUCUGCCCAGCAAAGGGGAUGCCAAAGCCGAUCCAGUGACGAAGCGGGAUCACCUGGACCGAGCAGCGGAUCUCAUGUCGGAUAUUCAGGUCGAGACGUACAGCAGUAUGGACAAGGGGGAGAAGACCAACUUUAUCUUGGAGCAAAUGAGAUUGGAGAGUCUGAGGGGGAAUUGGGUCAGAGUUAGAGUUGGAUCGAGGAAGGUCAACAGGGUAUUUCUGAAAGAGCCGGAUAGUGCGGAUCUCAAGUUGAGGUACUUUGAUCUCCUUGUCGAAUUGGCGCUGCAGGACGAAGCAUAUCUGGAAGCAUGUAAUGCUUAUCAAGAGGUAUGGGACACAGAAGAGGUGAAGAAAGAUGAGGCCCGGACCAUGAACGUCAUUGAGAAUAUCAUGAUCUACGUCAUUCUAGCCCCAUAUGACAAUGAGCAAUCUGAUAUGCUGCAUAAGCUCUAUGCAGAUCCCGCUCUGCAAAAGUCCCCUGUCUAUUUUGAUCUCGUCAAAUGUUUCAUCACCAACGAGUUGAUGCGCUGGCCAGGGAUUGAAUCGAUUUAUGGUCCCACACUGCGCCAAUCUCCAGUCUUUGCGUCUGGGUCUGAAUUGGGGAGGAAGACUGGAAUCAAAGCGGAUGAAGACAAAUCCCGUGAUAAUGGACUGAGCCCAGGCGAUCACCGCUGGGAAGAGCUGCACAAGCGCGUUGUCGAGCAUAACAUUCGAGUCAUCUCCAAAUACUACACCAAAAUCACCAUGUCUCGGUUGACGGAAUUACUCGAUUUACCUCCCAUCAGCGCCGAGAGGACGCUCUGCAAGCUCGUGACUGACAAGACCAUUUAUGCUCGAAUCGAUAGACCCAAAGGCAUCGUAUCGUUCAAGCCGAGACAGUCUGUCAAUGCGACGCUAAACAGCUGGAGCGAAGAUGUCGGCAAGGUCUUGAACUUGGUAGAGAAGACAAGUCAUUUGGUUUCCAAGGAGUACGCCAUGCACGAAGCCAGUCAAGGCAAAAAGGUGGCCGCUAAAUGAGCAAACGGUCGGCAGGAUGGAUGAAAGAGUAUUGCGAAGAGACGAUAUUGGCAUUGCAUGAAAUGAGCCGUUUGAACA